UUGUGAAGGUUCUUGUCGAUUUAAGAGAGAUUUCCUCUAAACCACACGGUUCCUCUAACUCUGCACGGUGCGCUUGCGAAGAGUUUGGGAGCGCAUUUGCAGCUGAAGGAAUACAGUUUUACACCGUCGCCUUUUGUUUGUGAUACUAUUUGGAAGAUGGAUCUGGUUCAAGUUUUCUCUCGUUAGCGGUGAUUUUAUGCAGCCCUUUUACCGCCCCGUUUUUAUGGACCGCUCGAUCAAUGAUGACUAUGAGUUCUAUGCCUGAUAGUUUGGUUGCUCAAGACCCGUCCAAAUCGGCUUUUCUGGAGUUCGGUCACGGGUUUGCGACCCAUCAACAGCACGCCCCCGGGCUAUCUCGCAACCACUACUCCGUUCACGGCUUGCAUGCGGGUGGGCACCCGCAGCACGACAGUCCCUUCUCUUCCAGCACAGCCUCGUACGGACGCUCGGUGGGUUAUCCGUACCCCAGCGCGGUCAGCACUCAUCACCCGGGUGCCUACCUGCCUUACCAACACAACAGCCACGGCAGCGCUUUGGGACACACAAGACUAGAAGAAACAGAUCACGAGAAGCCGACCGUCAUAGAGAACGGAGAGAUCCGCUUGAACGGCAAAGGGAAGAAGCUCAGGAAGCCCAGGACCAUCUACUCCAGUUUACAGCUGCAGGUGCUCAACCAGAGAUUUCAGCAGACCCAGUACCUUGCACUGCCUGAGCGUGCUGACCUGGCGGCUAAGCUGGGCCUGACACAAACACAGGUUAAGAUAUGGUUUCAAAACAAACGCUCCAAGUUCAAGAAGAUCAUGAAGCACGGCUCGAGCGGACCGGAAGGAGAGCACCUAAAUAGCACUUCGUCCAUCUCACCCUGCUCGCCGGGAUUGCCGCAGCUUUGGGAUGUAUCCAUGGCGAGCAAAGGUGCGCCCAUGCACUCGGGCGGCUACAUGAACAAUUUCGGACACUGGUACCCCAACCACCACCAGGACUCCAUGCCGAGACCUCAAAUGAUGUGAUGGAUCACCUCAGUUAUAAGAUUACAUAAUUUCACCCCGCAGCGCUGGACUAUAAUCAGUACUACAGAGUGUGUCAUUCAUCUGUCUUUGCUUACUUAAAAUUGUAAGGGAUAUGUAUAUACAUUUAAUCAUUUUUCUUAUAAUGAAUGACAUGUCUUUAAUGCGGACUCAAAACUGAAACUUGCCUGUUUUCGUUUUUUGAAUGCCAACCUUUUGUUUGAAAUUCAUAUUUGUUUUUAUGUUUGUUUGGAUUUUUUUUCUUCUUUCAGAGCAAGAAUUGAACGUACUUAUGUGGAUGAAAGGAAAGGCUCGACCUAAAUUGUAUGCUGAGGCAGUUUCAAAUAAAUCGCCAGCCUUCAACUGACUUAGUGGUGUUAGCGUAACCUUAUUGCAUUUUGGAAGAAAGCCGUAUCUGGGUUUGACUGUAACCAAACCUCCGUCAAUGAAUUUAAAGUAAUUAAAGUUAAAUUGAUUUUAGUCCACAGAACGAAUUUUGUUAUCUAAAAGAUGAAAAUGUUAUGUUUGAUCGUUUCGUUUGCAUAUCCAAUCUCCUUGUGGUAAACUUAAUCGCCCACAUACAGUCACUGGCUCCGGUUCGUCAUUUUAGGACUUGAUAUUUUUUAUAAAUAGUAACAAACAUCACAGAAUCUUUAAACCAUACAGCGAUGGGACGGGGCUGGACUGAAAGUAAGCAAGCAAGCUGAACACUGAAUUAUGCGGUUUUAUGAGUUUUAUGAGCAUAGAUAAAAUCGAACACAAACCGAAUCGAGACCAGUUUUUUUCCAAAUUGUUGUAGGCCUAUUUAUUUUUAGAAUGGAUAAAAAUAGGAUUCAAAUAACACAACUCCCUCUGAAAGUGAGCAUUUCCAGCUG
Molecule: messenger RNA, 1879 nt
Organism: Megalops cyprinoides (Indo-Pacific tarpon)
Lineage: Eukaryota; Metazoa; Chordata; Actinopteri; Elopiformes; Megalopidae
Product: homeobox protein Dlx4a-like
Exons: 3
Coding region: 240-1007 (255 amino acids)
Biological process (GO): embryo development; negative regulation of transcription by RNA polymerase II; cell differentiation
Molecular function (GO): RNA polymerase II cis-regulatory region sequence-specific DNA binding; DNA-binding transcription factor activity, RNA polymerase II-specific
Source: RefSeq, a predicted model, not a curated record